GCGAGAGGGAUCAAGACAAGGGAGAGCGUAAGGUGGAUAGUCGCGGGUAGGAGUCCACGUAUUAGGUACCAUGCAGACAUUUGGAUCAUUUAAACUACAUGAAAAACCACCAAAUCCACGACAUUAAUGAAGGAAUAGGCGGUUCGGUGAAGAACACGGUACAAAAUGUGGAAACACUUGACUUCACUGCUCGUGCUGCUCCUGCAGCUCCUCUGCUGUGGCAGCACUGACAAUCAAAGGCAGGAGGGGGCCCCACCUAUGCAGUUCACCCACUCCGUUUACAAUGCCACAAUAUACGAGAACUCUGCUGCUAAGACCUUCUUGGAGAGCCAUGCUAAGAUGGGCAUCUAUAUGACAGACUCAACCUGGGAGAUACGGUACAAGAUAAUGGCAGGGGACAACGAGAAUCUAUUCAAAGCAGAGGACUACUUGCUGGGAGAUUUCAGUUUCCUGCGCAUAAGGACCAAAGGAGGCAGCACAGCCAUUUUGAACCGGGAGGUUAAAGACCACUAUAUGCUCACAGUCAAAGCUGUGGAGAGGGGUACCAACUUGGAGGCACGCACCAGGGUCAAGGUCCAGGUACUCGACACCAAUGACUUGAGACCUCUGUUCUCCCCCACUUCUUACAGCAUCUCUCUGCCUGAGAACACCGCCAUACGGACCAGCGUGGCCAAAGUCACGGCAACGGACGCGGACAUUGGGACUAAUGGAGAGUACUACUAUAGCUUUAGGGAGGGGACAGACAUGUUUGCCGUCCACCCGACAAGUGGCGUGGUGACAUUGACCGGCAAGCUGGACUACUCCGAGACUAAGCUGUAUGAACUAGAGAUCCUGGCUGUGGACCGAGGCAUGAAACUGUACGGGAGCAGUGGCUUCAGUAGCAUGGCUAAGCUGACUGUCAGGGUAGAGCAGGCCAAUGAGCAUGCACCUGUUAUCACUGCGGUUACCCUGGCCCCAUCUGAUGCUGAUCCGGACCCCUCCUAUGCCAUCGUGACAGUUGAGGAUAACGACCAGGGACCAAACGGGGAGAUUGCGUCAUUGAGUGUGGUGGCAGGGGACCCCCUCCAGCAGUUCAAGGCUAUGAGAACCAGUCCUGGGAGCAAGGAGUAUAAAAUCAAAGCGGUCAAGGAUGUAGACUGGGACAGCCAGCCAUUCGGAUACAACCUCACUCUGCAGGCCAAGGACAAAGGAAGCCCUCCUCAGUUCUCCUCGGCUAAAGUCAUACACGUCACGUCCCCACAGUUUAAAGUGGGGCCACCGAAGUUCGAUCAGGCAGUUUACAGGGUCAAUCUCAGUGAAUUUGCCCCUUUACAUACACCUGUUGUUAUGAUAACAGCCUUGCCAAAAUAUCCUAAUUUGAAGUAUGCUUUCAAACAAAAGUCUGAGAAGAAUCGCUUUGCUAUUAAUGCAGACACUGGUCUAAUAACCACAAUCAGACCUGUCUAUGCUGAUCAUGUCUCUAGAUAUGAACUAGAAGUUAUCACCAGCGACAAGAGGGCAGCGACCAAAGUCAUCAUUGAUGUGAUUGAUGUCAAUAACAACGCCCCUGAGUUCCAGCAGACAUCUUACAAGGCCAGCGUUGAUGAGAAUGUACCCAUUGGGACCAGUGUGUUGGCGGUUAAGGCCACAGAUCUAGACAGCGGGGAGAAUGGGUACGUGACCUACAGCAUCGCCAACGUCAGUCCGCAGCCAUUUGUCAUCGACUACUUCUCUGGUGUUAUCAGCACCUCAGAGGUUCUGGAUUAUGAACUGAUGCCAAGAAUUUAUCAUCUCAAAGUCAGAGCCUCUGACUGGGGUUCCCCAUUUCGCAGAGAGGUUGAGGCCCCAGUUACCAUCAUGUUAAAUAACCUGAAUGACAAUAACCCCCUCUUUGAGAAUAUAGACUGUGAGGUGACUGUGCCCAGAGACCAUGGCGUUGGAGAGCAGAUAACCACGGUGUCUGCCAUUGAUGCUGAUGAAUUACAACUGGUACGGUACAAUAUAAAAUCAGGAAACAACCAUGAUCUUUUUGAAUUAAACCCAAACUCAGGUGUGCUUUCCUUGAAACAGACGCUUAGUGAGGGGGAGGCUGCUAAAGUAUCUUUUCAUAGCUUACACAUCACUGCCAGCGACGGGGAAAAUGAGACUCAACCAAUGUUCAUGAAUAUAACUGUUAUUACAGCUCGCAAGCCUGUCCAACUGAAAUGUGUGGACACAGGUGUUGCUACCAUGCUGGCAGAAAAGCUGCUCCAAGGAAACAAAGUCCACAACCAACCGGAACCUGAUGAUAACUUCAUGGAUAUUCAUUCCAUUAACCGCUAUUCCCCUCAGUUUGCCGAGUCUUUUCCCAGUGUCAUUGAGGUUAAAGAAGACCUUCCGGUCGGGGCCAGGAUUGUCCAUUUAAGUGCCUCUGACACAGAUAGUGGGUUCAAUGGGAAACUGGUGUACGUCAUUUCAGGGGGAGACAUAGAGAGCCGGUUCAUAAUAGAUAUGGAAAAUGGCUGGCUACUGGUUCACUCUCCUCUCGACAGGGAGACAACCGACCACUACACAUUAAACAUCACUGUCUAUGAUCUCGGCAUACCUCAGAAAUCCUCAUCACGCCUUUUGGACGUUAAGAUCUUGGAUGCUAAUGACAACAGUCCUCAGUUUUUGCAAGACACGUAUUCGGUGGAAAUUAGCGAGAGUACAUCUGUGGGGACGGAAAUCAUCCAGGUGGAUUCCACUGACAAAGACCAGGGAGAUAACGGCAUGGUAAGAUAUUCCAUUUUGGCAGACACUGACCAGUUUGCCAUUGACGAGAAGACCGGAGUUGUAACGGUUAAAAGACCAUUGGAUCGCGAGGUACAUCCGGUUUAUGUUCUGAAGAUUGCGGCACGUGAUCAAGCUGUCAGUGAACCUCAGCUAGUGUCCACAGUGUUGCUAAAGGUCAUUCUGGAAGAUGUUAAUGAUAAUCCUCCUAAAUUUGUCCCUCCAAAUUACCGAGUUAAAGUGAGAGAGGAUCUCCCUAUUGGCACUGUGAUUAUGUGGCUGGAAGCUCACGACCCUGAUGUUGGACCAUCCAGUCAGGUACGAUACAGCCUAACUGACAACGGAGGUGGGAACUUUGAGGUGGACAAAAUCAGCGGAGCGGUACGUAUCGUGCAGAAUCUGGAUUAUGAAAAAAGACAGGUGUACAAUCUCACGGCAAAGGCUAAAGACAAAGGGAAGCCCAUGUCCUUGUCAUCCAGCUGUUUCAUUGAGGUGGACGUGGUGGAUGUAAAUGAGAAUCUUUACAGGCCAUGGUUCCCCUCGUUUGUGGAUAAGGGAUUUAUAAAAGAGGAUGCUGUUAUCGGGACCUCCGUGAUGAAAGUAACUGCUCAAGAUGAAGACAAAGGUAGAGAUGGAGAGCUUCGCUAUUCCAUAAGGGAUGGAUCUGGUCUUGGGAUAUUCACCAUUGAUGAGGAGACUGGAGUCAUACGUACAAAAGAGCUCCUGGACCACGAGACCACGUCCCACUACUGGCUGACGGUGUACGCUACGGACGGCGGCGUGGUGCCCCUGUGGGCCUUCGUGGAGGUGUACGUGGAGGUGCAGGAUGUCAACGACAACGCCCCGCAGACCUCGGAGCCCGUGUACUACCCAGCCGUGAUGGAGAACUCCCUCAAGGACGUGUCCAUCAUCCAGAUCGAGGCGGUGGAUCCGGACGCCAAGGCCAGCGACAAGCUCUCCUACAAGAUCACCAGCGGCAACCCUCAGGGCUUCUUCGCCAUCAAUCCCAAGACAGGUCUGGUGACAACUACUUCCAGAAAACUGGACAGGGAGCAACAGGAUGAGCACAUUCUUGAGAUCACCGUCACAGACCAUGGCGUGCCAGCCAGAUCCACCACGGUCCGCGUCAUCGUCAAGGUGUUGGACGAGAACGACAACCGCCCUCUGUUCCUGGAGAAGACCUACAAGAUCAGUCUUCCGGAGCGAGAGAAGACGGAGAAGGAGAGGGCCCUGAAAAGAGACCCCCUGUACCGGGUCAUCGCCUCGGACCGCGACGAGGGAGCCAACGCCGAGAUUUCCUACAGCAUUGAGGAGGGCGACGAACACGGAAAGUUCUUCAUUGAGCCCAAGACAGGCCUGGUAUCGUCCAAGAAGUUCUCCUCGGCCGGGGAGUACGACAUCCUCACGAUCAAAGCGGUUGACAACGGCCGCCCCCAAAAGUCGUCCACCUGUCGCCUGCACAUUGAAUGGAUCCCAAAGCCUGAUGUUCCAUCUGAUGCACCCCCCUUGGCCUUUGAGGAGCCCCCCUUCUCCUUCUCUGUCAUGGAGAGUGACCCCGUGGCCCAUAUGGUGGGGGUUAUCACCACGGAAACCUCGGACCAGACGCCUGUCUGGUUUGAAAUCACAGGCGACAUAGAGGCAACUGAGAUGUUUUACAUUCUCCAGAUGUCCUGUGACCACAACUGUACAGCAGAAGGUGGCAACUAUGACAGUAGGUUUGACGUGGGCAAGGCCAGCGGGACGCUGAUCGUGGCCAGGCCCCUGGACGCAGAGCAGAAAUCCAAUUACAACCUGACGGUGGAGGCCACAGACGGAACGCGCUCAGUCAGCACCCAGGUGUUGAUCCGGGUCAUCGACACCAACAACCACAGGCCCCAGUUUUCCCAGCCCAGGUACGAGGUGAGCGUGCCAGAGGACACGCCUCCAGACACCGAGGUCCUGCGGAUCGGUGCCACCGACGAGGACGAGAAGAACAAGCUGACCUUUACCCUCCUGAGCAGCACCGACCCUUUCAGCCUGAAGAAGUUCCGUCUGGACCCGGGCACGGGCGUGCUGUACACGGCCGAGAGGCUGGACCACGAGACUAUGUGCCGGCACAUCCUCACCGUCAUGGUCCGGGACCAGGACAUUCCUGUCAAGAGGAACCUUGUGCGUGUCAUGGUCAACGUUGAGGACACUAAUGACAACGCUCCCUGGUUUGUGGGCUCGCCAUACACUGGUCGUGUCUACGAAUCUGCUGCCGUCGGAUCCGCGGUGCUCCAGGUCACCGCUCUGGACAAAGACAAAGGCCAGAAUGCAGAGAUUGUCUACAGCAUCGAGUCAGGAAAUGUUGCAAACUCAUUCACCAUUGAUCCGGUGCUUGGUACUGUUACCGUGGCGAAGGAGCUAGAUCGAAGCCAGAAGAACCAGUUUGAACUCUCUGUCAAGGCCACUGAUAAAGGAACUCCCCCGCUGUCUGCCACCACUACAGUCCACAUCAUGGUCACCGUGUCCGACAACGCCACCCCCAGGUUCACCGACAAAGAUUUAUCUGCAGAAGUCAGCGAAUUGGCUCUUCCAGGAAGUUUUGUGAGCCUGGUUACAGCCACCAGCCAAUCGUCUGUCUUCUACCAGAUCAAAGGCGGGAACGUCAACAAUGCCUUUGACAUUAACCCCAAUUCUGGAGUGGUGGUGACCCAGAGGGCUUUGGACUAUGAGACCACCCCAGAGUACAGGCUCACCAUCCAGGGAACCAACAUGGCUGGCCUGGCUAGCAACACCACCCUGAUGAUCCACCUGAAGGAUGACAAUGACAAUGCCCCUAUCUUCCUCCAACCUGAUUUUACUGGAAUGGUCAGUGAGUCUGCUCCUAUCAACAGUGUGGCCUUGACCAGACAGAACACUCCACUGGUCAUUCGCGCCUCCGAUGCCGACCGUGACCGCAACGCCAUGCUGGUCUACCAGAUUGUGGAGCCUUUCGCCCAUAAUUACUUUGCCAUUGACUCCAGCACUGGAGCUAUCAGGACCACCACAGCCCUGGAUUAUGAGAAUAGAAGUGUUUUCCAAUUCACAGUUCAGGUCCAUGACUUGGGCAUACCUCGCUUGUUUUCAGAAUCAGCCGCCAAUGUGACCAUUGAGGUCAUUGAUGUCAAUGACUGCUCGCCACAGUUCAGCCAGGAGCUUUACGAGACAACGGUCGUAUUACCAACAUACAAAGGCGUCCAAAUUAUUAAGGUUAACGCUACAGACUCAGACUCUGGACCAAACUCCAAACUCUUCUUUUCCAUCUCUGAGGGCAACAUUGGCGAUAAAUUCAAAAUGGAUCCGACCACUGGUGUUAUCUCCAUCCAGAAUGUCACCCAGUUGAGAAGCAGAUACGAAUUGAGGGUGAGGGUUUCGGAUGGCCGGUUUGCCAGCAUGGCUUCGGUGAAGAUAAACGUCAAGGAAAACAAGCAGAGCAGUCUGAAGUUCACCAGGGAGUCCUACACGGCCUACGUUCAGGAAAACUCCUCAGAAAAGAAAACGUUAGCGGUCAUUGCUGCCGUGGGGAACCAGGUCAACGAGCCUCUCUUUUACACUAUUCUCAACCCCGAUCGGAGGUUCGAAAUAAGCCGCACCUCUGGGGUGCUCUCUACCACUGGAAUAGCAUUUGACCGAGAGGUUCAGGACACGUUUGACAUCGUGGUUGAGGUCACGAGGGAGGAUACAUCUUCAGAGGUCUCCCAUGUUCUAGUUUCCAUGACUGUGGAGGACAUGAAUGACAACAAGCCCAUAUUUGUGAACCUGCCCUACCACGCCCUUGUCCAGAUUGAUGCCGAGGAGGGUCAUCUUAUCAGGCAGGUCACAGCUGUGGACAGUGACAUCGGACGCAACAGUGAAGUUUUCUACCACCUAAAAGAACAUCACGAGCACUUCCAAAUAAGUCCCUCUGGAGAAAUCUCCCUGAAAAAGAAGUUUGAGAAAGAGUCCUUAAACACAGAGUUUAUAGUCAGUGUUGGAGCCAAAGAUGGAGGCGAACCAGCUCUAUCGGCUGAAGUAUUGGUCUCUAUUACUGUAGUAAACAAAGCCAUGCCAGUGUUUGAAAAGCCUUUUUAUAGCAUUGAAAUCCCAGAAAACAUCCAGUUGCAUACUCCUGUAGUUCACGUUCAGGCCAACGACUCUGAAGGGCCACGCAUAGUUUACACCAUCUCUGAGGGAGACCCAUUCAGUCAAUUCUCCAUCAAUUUCAAUACAGGAGUCAUACAUGUGAUCCAGCCUUUAGACUUUGAGGCCCACCCGGCCUAUAAACUAAGUGUUAGAGCGACCGACUCCCUAACUGGAGCUCAUUCGGAGGUGUUUGUAGAUAUAAUUCUAGAAGACAUCAACGAUAACCCACCUGUAUUCCUAUCAAAGUUGUACUAUGCCAACAUAUCCGAAGCCUCAGUUAUUGGCACAUUCGUCUUACAGGUCUCGGCCCAAGAUUCUGAUACAAGCAACAACAAAGUUCUCUUUUACCAGUUGGUUGAGGAAAAGGGAAAGAGCUCAGAGUAUUUUAGCAUUGACCGUGAUACUGGAGUCAUCUGGACAGCUCAAAUGCUGGACCACGACCAGAUCCAACAGCAUAAGCUGACAGUCCGAGCCGUGGACGGGGGAGUUCCCGCCCUCUCCAGCGACGUCACUGUGACUGUAGAUAUCACCGACCUGAAUGACAAUGCCCCAAUGUUCACGGAGAACGUUUACGAAGCGACAGUCAGCGAGUUAGCACCCAGGGGCCACUUCGUCACCCAAGUUCAGGCGUCCGAUGCUGAUAGCUCAGACACAGGGAAACUGGAGUUCACCAUCCUGUCCGGUAACGAGGAUCAGAACUUUGCCAUUGACAAAAACACAGGGGCCAUUGUCAUCUCCAACCACCGAAGGCCCCACAUGGAGCCUCUGUACAACCUCAAUGUGUCCGUGUGCGACGGGGUGUUCAGGAGCUCCGUUCUUGUGAAAGUGACUGUCAUCGGAGCCAACUUCCACGAGCCCACAUUCCCUCAGCUUGACUAUGUGGUGGAGCUCGUGGAGAAUUCCCCUGUUGGCACCUUGGUUGCUGAAGCCAGAGCCACAGAUGAAGACGCAGGCCUGUACGGACAGCUGACCUAUCACAUUGUCAACGACUUUGCCAAGGACAAAUUCUCUGUCAAUGAAAACGGAGAGAUCUUCACCCUGGAGAGCCUCGAUCGUGAAAAUGCCAUUGAGAAGGUCAUUCCCGUCUCUCUCAUGGCGAAGGACGGAGGUGGUAAGGUUGGCUUUUGCGUCAUCAACGUCAUUUUGACAGACGUCAACGAUAACGCGCCUCAGUUCAGAGCGCUCGAGUACAGAGCCAACGUAGCGUCAGACGUGCAGAGGGGAUCCACUGUGCUCAAAGUCGCCGCGUCGGACAUGGACGAAGGGAGCAACGCCGACAUCACCUUCGCCAUUGAGGCUGAGGUCGACAACGUUGAAGAGAACUUUGAGAUCCACCCGCUCAGUGGAGUCAUAGUCACCAAAGAAAGCCUCAUCGGACUGGAGAACGAGCUCUACGCCUUCUUCGUCAGGGCAAAGGAUGCUGGGAAUCCCCCCAAACAAUCUGUUGUGCGGGUUUACAUAAGGAUCCUGGCCCCUGAGGUCCCAGUCCCUAAGUUUGUGGAGACGCACUACCGGUUUCCCAUCGCAGAGGAUCUUCCUAUUGGCACAGAGAUUGACGUCAUCCAGGCUGUGAGCGAACAGCCAGUGGUCUACAGCCUGGUGAAAGGCAACACCCCAGAAAGCAACCAGGACGAAGUCUUCGUUGUGGAUCAUGACACAGGCACCCUGAAGUUGGAGAAAAAUCUGGACCACGAGACCAUUAAAUGGUACCAGCUAACAUUGCUGGCUCAGAGCAAGUAUGAAAACUAUGAGGUAGUGGCAACAGCAGACAUCAACAUCCAGGUGAUAGACCUCAACGACAACAAGCCUGCCUUCGAGUCGGACCCGUACCAGGCCGUGGUGGUGGAGAACCUUCCGAGCGGCACUCAGGUGAUCCAGGUGAGAGCCACAGACCUGGACUCCGGCACUAACGGUCAGGUGGUCUACAGCCUCAACCCAAAGCAGAGCUCAGAGGACAUUCCGGAGCUGUUCGCCAUCAACAGCGAAACGGGAUGGUUGACCACUUUGAAGGAGCUGGACCGUGAGAAGAGGAGCCAGUACACUGUGGCAGUCCUGGCCACUGACCGUGGGGACAAAGAGCAGCUGGUGACCGGGACCACUGUGGAGGUGACGGUGGCGGACGUGAAUGACAACCCACCACGGUUCACGGCGGAGAUCUACAAGGGCACGGUCAGCGAGGACGACCCUCCUCCCAGUGGCGUCAUAGCCAUCUUGAGCACCACAGACGCCGACACAGAGGACAUCAACAAACAAGUCACCUACUUCAUCACAGGCGGUGACCCGCUGGGACAAUUUGCCAUCAGGCACGUCCAGAACGAGUGGAAGGUCUUGGUCAGAAAGCCAUUGGACCGCGAGGAGCGUGACAAUUACCUCCUAAACAUCACCGCUACUGAUGGCAUCUUUGCCGCCAAGGCCACCGUGGAGGUCAAAGUGCUGGAUGCCAACGAUAAUAGCCCCGUGUGCGAGAAGUCCCAGUACAUCGAGAGUGUUCCGGAGGACUCCCCCGGCGGAAGGCUCAUCCUGCAAGUCUCAGCCACAGACGCAGACAUCCGCUCCAACGCCCAGAUCUCCUACGAGCUCCACGGGGCCGGCGUGGAGCUCUUCACCAUCGACCCCGAUACAGGCGAGCUGAAGACCCUGCGUGCGCUGGACCGCGAGGAGCAGGAGGAGCACAGGUUCAAGGUGCGUGCGCUGGACGGCGGGGGGCGUUACUGCGAGGCCGACGUCACCAUCACCGUGGAGGACGUCAACGAUAACGCCCCGCAGUUCUCCUCCGACCCCUACGCCAUCACCGUCUUCGAGAACACAGAGAUCGGCACCUUCGUGGCGAGGCUUCUGGCAACCGAUAUCGACAUAGGUAUGAACAGCGACAUCCUGUACUCGCUGGCUGACUCGGCCGACGGCCACUUCUCCAUCGACGAGCGCAGCGGCGUGGUGACCCUGGAGCGCCCGCUGGACCGGGAGGUGCAGGCGGUGUACGAGCUGCGCGCGCGUGCUACCGACCAGGGCUCGCCCCGGCGCCUCUCCUCACUCAGCCAGGUCACCGUGUCCGUGCUGGACAUCAACGACAACCCGCCGGUGUUCGAGCGCCGCGAGUACGUGGCCACCGUGGCGGAGGACAUCGCCGUGGGGACGCAGGUGCUGCGGGUUCUGGCGGCCAGCCGGGACAUCGAGGCCAACGGGGAGAUCGGCUACGCCAUCGUCAGCGGCAACGAGCACGGCAUGUUCAGCGUGGACCCCAAGACGGGCGACGUGUUUGUCAUCGAGCCUCUGGACUACGAGGUGUCCCAUGAGUACUACCUGACGGUGGAGGCCAAGGACGGAGGCACGCCUCCUCUCAGCGACAUGGCCACCGUCAACAUCAACCUGACGGAUGUCAACGACAACAGCCCCACCUUCAGCCAGGGGACCUACGGCGCCGUGGUUGGCGAGGACGUGGAGCCUGGCAAGACGGUGGUUGCGGUCAUGGCUGAGGAUGCAGAUGGCCCCUCCUUCAACCAGGUCCGCUACACCAUAGUGGAGGGCAACCAGGGCACUCCCUUCACCAUCGACCCGCUGAAAGGAGAGGUUAAGGUGGCACGCCAGCUGGACAGAGAGAAGACGUCAGGCUACACGCUCACGGUGCAGGCGGCCGACAACGGGUCGCCUCCGCGCACCAGCAGCGCUACGGUCAACAUAGACGUGUCGGACGUCAACGACAACCCACCCAUCUUCUCCCAGGCCAACUACAGCCUCAUCAUCCAGGAGAACCGCCCUGCCGGGACCAGCGUCCUCCAGCUGACUGUGACGGACCGCGACGCCACCCACAACGGGCCCCCGUUCACCUUCGCCCUGGUGGGCGGCAACGAGGGCGAGGCGUUCGCCCUCAGCCAGCAGGGGGAGCUGCAAGCCAUGGGGGAGAUGAACAGGAGGGCCAGGGAGCACUACCUCCUGGAGGCCCAGGUGUCAGACAGUGGUAAACCCCAGCUCCUGUCCACCACCUUCAUCAGCGUCCGCAUCAUCGAGGAAAGCGUUUACCCUCCGGCCAUCCUACCCCUCGACAUCUACAUCUCCACGGCCGGCGACGAGUAUCCCGGCGGCGUCCUGGGGAAGAUCCACGCCACCGACCAGGACGUCUACGACACGCUCACCUACAGCCUCGCCCCCUCCUACUCCGCCGCCGCGGGCACGGACGGCGCCCUGUUCUCCGUCUCCGCCUCCGACGGCAAGGUGAUCGCGCAGCGCCCGCUGGACGUGGGCCACUACCCGCUCAACGUGACCGUGACGGACGGACGCUUCACCACGGCGGCCGACGUCAACGUGCACGUGCGGCAGGCGCCCAGCCAGGCGCUGGACAACUCCAUCGGCGUGCGCUUUGCCGCCAUCGCGCCCGAGGAGUUCAUCGGGGACUACUGGCGGAACUUCCAGCGCGCGCUGAGGAACAUCGCGGGGGUGCGGAGGAGCGAGGUCCAGCUGGUCAGCCUCCAGCCUGCAGAGCAGUCCUCUGGGGACCUGGACGUGCUGCUGGCCCUGGAGAGGUCCGGGAGCCCCUACCAGCCCCAGGAGGUUGUGUUCCGCAAGCUGAACUCGUCGGCGGCGGUGAUCGAGGAGAUGACGGGCGUGCGCAUCGUGCGCGUGGUCAUGAAGCUGUGCGCCGGGCUGGACUGCCCGCUCCGCUACUGCGACGAGGCAGUGACGCUCGACAAGACGGCCAUGUCCACCUACAGCACCGCCCGCCUCAGCUUCGUCACCCCCCGCCACCUGCGCACCGCCACCUGCCAGUGUGAAGGUGGUAGCUGCCCCUUGUUGAACAAGCUAUGUGAGGCCAGCCCCUGUCCAGAGGGCAUGGAGUGUGUAGCUGACCAGAAGGAGGCCAAGUAUAGCUGCGUGUGCCCAGAUGGCAAGAGGGGCAAGUGCUCCGACGGGCACUCUCUGACAUUUAACGGCAGCGGCUAUGUCCGGUACCGUCUGAUGGAGAACGAGAACAAGGAGGAGAUGAAGCUGUCCCUGAGGCUCAGGACCUUCUCCAACCAUGCCACCGUCAUGUACGCCAAGGGCACCGACUACAGCAUCCUGGAGAUCGUGAACGGCCGUCUGCAGUACAAGUUUGACUGCGGCAGCGGGCCGGGCAUCGUGUCGGUGCACAGCACCCAGGUCAAUGACGGCGAGUGGCACACCGUCUCCCUGGAGGUGGACGGCAACUACGCCAAGCUGGUCCUGGACCGCGUGCACGCCGCCUCGGGCACGGCGCCGGGCACCCUGCGCACCCUCAACCUGGACAACAACCUGUACUUCGGCGGGCACGUACGGCAACACUCGGCCGCCGGGCGCCACGGGCGCAGUCUGCCCGUCACCAACGGACUGCGGGGCUGCAUGGAGGGCAUGGUACUCAACGGGCAGGAGCUGCCGCUCAACACCAAGGCCCAGCGCGCUCACGCCGUGCUGGAGGAGGUGGUGGAGGUGGCGCCCGGCUGCGCGCUCCUCAUGCCUGCCGACGGUUGCUCCAGCAACCCCUGCACCAACGGUGGCACCUGCUCCUCUCUGCCCAACGGAGGCUUCUUCUGUAAGUGCCCGGUCUCCUUCAUGGGCACACACUGUGAGGUUGGCGUCAGUCCCUGCGCUUCCAAUCCAUGUCUGUAUGGGGGCACCUGCGUGCCUCGCUCCGAUGACUUCUAUUGCCAGUGCAGAGGGCAGUACUCAGGCCAACGGUGCCAGCUGGGGCCAUACUGCACAGACAAUCCCUGUAAGAACAGCGGCAAGUGUAUUGACAGCCUGGACGGCCCCGUCUGUGAGUGUGAGCCCGGCUUCCAGGGCGACAGGUGCCUCAGCGACAUGGACGAGUGCCUGAAGAAUCCCUGCUCCAAUGGAGGCCAGUGCCAGAACACCUACGGAUCCUACAGGUGCAACUGCUCCUCAGGCUUCAGCGGCUCUCUGUGCGAGCUGCGCUCGGCUGUCCGCAACGACUUUGUCUCCACCUCCUGGAACAUCGGGCUGGAGGAGGUCAUAGGCAUCGUGGUCUUCGUGUUCAGCAUCUUCCUCCUGGUCCUCGUGUUCGUGCUUGUCCGCAAGCGGGCAUGCCGAGGUGGCAGGUCCAAAAACGACGACGACAAGCACCUGAGAGGCUCGUCCGGGCCGCACUCCUUCCUGCAGAGGCCGUACUUCGACGCCAAGCUGAGCAAGAACAUCUACUCGGAUGUCCCGCCGCAGGUCCCUGUCAGGCCCAUCUCCUACACUCCCAGCAUCCCCAGCGACUCCCGCAACAACCUGGACCGCAACUCCUUCGAGGGCUCGGCCAUCCCGGAGCACCCGGAAUUCAGCACAUUCAACCCAGACUCUGUGCACGGACACCGGAAGACGGUGGCGGUGUGCAGCGUGGCGCCCAACCUCCCGCCUCCGCCGCCAUCCAACUCGGUCUCGGACAGCGACUCCAUCCAGAAGCCCAGCUGGGACUACGACUACGACGCUAAAGUGGUGGACUUGGACCCAUGCCUCACCAAGAAGCCGGUGGAGGACAGCGCCUGCCACCCCUACAACACUAGAGAGAGCAUGUCUGAGGUCCACUCCCUCAGCUCCUUCCAGUCAGAGUCCUGUGACGACAAUGCCUCCCUAGUGACAGUAAUCCACCUUGUCAACUCUGCUGUUGACUCGGUGGGAGGAGAAGAGUCAUUUUUGGCUCACGAGCUCAAGAAUCCAAGAGGCUAUCACUGGGACACGUCUGAUUGGAUGCCAAGUGUUCAACUUCCUGGAAUCCAGGAGUUUCCUCAGUAUGAGGUUGUGGAGUCCCCGGCCCCCCUGUACAGCGACCCCAGCGCCAUCGACACCGACUACUAUCCCGGCGGCUACGACAUUGAGAGUGAUUUUCCUCCCCCGCCAGAGGAUUUCCCAGCCCACGAGGAUCUUCCCCCACCUCUGCCUGAGUACGGGGAGCCCUACGACACCCUGGCCCCGCCUCCUACCAGCCCCGGCGGCGUUCGGAAACGGCCGCCCUUACCGCAGCUGUACAGCCUUAACCAGUACCUGCCGCAGCACCACUACCCCGGGCAGCCGGCCCACGUGCCUGGAGCCAGCACUACCGCUACCAUCGCGAGCAGCACCGCUGCCACUCCGCCCUCCACCAUGGGCGCCGGGGGCUACCGGGGGGGCUACACCAUGGGCUACGGACGGGACUACGAGGCCCCAGCCCUGGACAACAUGUCCUUGUCGCUGUACACGUCCACGGCCUCCUGCUCGGACAUGUCAGCGUGCUGCGAGGAGUCGGAGGUGAUGAUGAGCGAUUACGAAAGCGGCGACGAGGGCCACUUUGAGCGGCUGGCCAUCCCUGCUCUGGACUCCCAACAGCACACUGAAGUCUGACACUGGAUCCAAACAAAAGUGCCUGAAACCCCCCCAAACGCCUCUUUCUUUAUGUUUCACUGUUCAUAUCACCAACACUCAAUGACAUACACUACAGAUAUACUGACACACAUACAUACACAAACAUCACACACACACAAAUCUGUUUUGUCACUCAACAGGGGGGUGUUGGGGCUGGUUUUUGUCUGUGAAGGCCGCUUGGCUAAGGCAUUGCCCUCAGUUCUCAGUGUAACUCCCACAGUACUGGAAAACCCACAUUUUGAGUAGACUGUGUCAUUGCUUUAAGUGACAGUCAUCAUGCACAAGAAAUUACAUGUCUUACAUAUCUAUGUUGAGAUGUAUGUCCGAAUAACAGAGAGAAACACACAUGAUAAUGAUCUUCAGAGAAAAAAAAGAUGAAAUAUUUCAAGAUCUGUAUUUGUAUAGAUAAAAUCAUGCAAACUGAUUUUUUUUAUAUCAAUCCUCAUUCAUUUCCAAUGUAAAUGUAAAUGUACAGUUUGAUUUUGAGGUUUGCUAGGUUUUGUAGAUAUUUUAUGCUUUCUUUUCCCCCAAAAAUAGACACAAGUUAAAUGGUGUGACUUUAUCAGCCUUACUGUAUGAUCAUUCACUACAAAAAAAGUUUAAUUGAAAAAAAGAGGAGAAGAGUACUUUUCCCACACACACAAUGUAUCUGUUAAGUGAAACGUCUCCUACUCAUUUCAAAAAGGGUCUUUGAAAGAGCGACUGCAUAUUAUUGUGUUGUUCUUUAAUUUUUAUUUGUUUUGUUUGUAAAUUGCGACUUUGGAACCUCUUUAUUUUUCCACCACGAAAAUGGGACCCAAUAUAUUUAUAGUGCAAAGUUAUUCAUGGACACAUGACUUUUUCAGGUGUGUGUGUGUGUGAGCAAUGCUAUGGUCUUGUUAAGGUUUUUAUUGAAAUACUGCCACUAGCUCACGCUUUCCUACUGGCAAUAAAUUAUUCCUAAAAAAAACACUUCCAUUGUAGUUUUUUUUAUUUAAAUAUAAAUGUUACUAUUAUACUGUCUCCGAGUGACCUUAACAAUGUUGCUUAUCAAUGCUUGAAAGUAAGUCUUGUCGAGAUGCAGAAUAAAAUUCAUCACAAUUCCAUUAUAAUAUGACGGAACUGAAAAACAAACAGUGUGAUGCUGUUAUUGUUUUAGUAGCAAUCAUA
Osmerus eperlanus (European smelt) is the source of this 15357-nucleotide messenger RNA. RefSeq names its product FAT atypical cadherin 1a (gene fat1a). The coding region runs from base 166 to 14187 and encodes 4673 amino acids. Lineage: Eukaryota; Metazoa; Chordata; Actinopteri; Osmeriformes; Osmeridae. The record is from RefSeq and is a predicted model, not a curated record. Gene Ontology annotation, cellular component: catenin complex; plasma membrane. The transcript is spliced from 31 exons. Gene Ontology annotation, biological process: homophilic cell-cell adhesion. Gene Ontology annotation, molecular function: calcium ion binding; cadherin binding.